AUGCAGCAGAGCAGCGCUCCAGAGUUCAUUCUCGAGGCCUUUGCGGACCCGGCCUCCGUACGGGAUGUCGUCAAAGGAAUCCUCCACACAAUCUUCUUCCACCGCUUCUUCCCCGCCGUCGUUCCGUACACCCGCGAAGUCCUAGAUCUGACCCUCCCCUACGUCGACGACGUCGAGCUCGAGACCAUGAUCGAGCAGCGCGCCACCGCCCUCGUCCGCCAGCUCGACGCGGAGCGCUCCUCGUCCGGCUCCGGCGGCGGUGGUAGCGGCGGCGGGCGCGGCCAGCUCACCGUCCAGUUCUUUGAGAAGAAGCGUCGCAAGGCCUGGCUCAUGCGCGGCGACGAGGAGGUCUGUUGGGAAUGCUGGACCGUAAAAGUCACGGUCGCGGAGCCCAGGACGGAGACUGAGCGAGCCAAAGUCCGAAAAGCCAUGGAGACGACGCUCAUGACGACCGUCAUGAAGGUCAUUACCUUCGUCAACGCACACAAGGACCAUAUCCCUCCGAUAACGACGCAGGGGUCGAACCCGUUUCCCUACCAGAUCAAUAUUAACCAAAAGGAGUCGGGUUGGGCUACGAGGAUGGGCAUUUACUAA
Messenger RNA from Colletotrichum abscissum, 594 nucleotides. RefSeq lists its product as uncharacterized. Bases 1 to 594 code for a protein of 197 amino acids. Gene Ontology annotation, biological process: autophagy; autophagosome assembly. Lineage: Eukaryota; Fungi; Ascomycota; Sordariomycetes; Glomerellales; Glomerellaceae. Gene Ontology annotation, cellular component: phagophore assembly site. The transcript has 3 exons. The record is from RefSeq and is a predicted model, not a curated record.